This is a messenger RNA of Chaetomium fimeti, 537 nucleotides long. Its product is annotated as acyl-CoA N-acyltransferase. Gene Ontology annotation, biological process: UDP-N-acetylglucosamine biosynthetic process. Gene Ontology annotation, cellular component: endoplasmic reticulum; Golgi apparatus; endoplasmic reticulum-Golgi intermediate compartment. The transcript has 2 exons. NCBI's taxonomy places the organism in Eukaryota, Fungi, Ascomycota, Sordariomycetes, Sordariales, Chaetomiaceae. Gene Ontology annotation, molecular function: monosaccharide binding; glucosamine 6-phosphate N-acetyltransferase activity. The record is from RefSeq and is a predicted model, not a curated record. The coding region runs from base 1 to 537 and encodes 178 amino acids.
AUGGCUGAACAGGCUCUCUUCUCUGCCCAAUACCUGUCCCCCGAGGUGCAGGCCGCGCUGCCCGAAGGUUACAAGCUGCGCGCUCUUCGUCGGAACGAUUUCGACGCCGGCUUCCUUGACUGCCUGCGGGUUCUAACCACAGUCGGCGAGGUCUCCAAGGAGAAGUGGGAGGAGCGCUACGACUGGAUCGCGAGGCAAGACGGCACCUACUUCAUCCUCGUCAUCGAGGACACCACCGCCAGUCCACCAAGGAUCGUCGGCACCGGUGGUUUGUUGGCGGAGCGCAAGUUCAUCCAUAACCUCGGCGCCGUUGGCCAUAUCGAGGACAUCGCCGUCGCCAAGGAUCAGCAGGGCAAGAAGUUGGGUCUGCGCCUCAUCCAGGCGCUCGACUACAUUGCCAAGGAAGUCGGAUGUUAUAAGACAAUACUCGAUUGCAGCGAAGCCAACGAGGGUUUCUACGUCAAGUGCGGCUUUAGGAGGGCCGGUCUGGAGAUGGCUCACUACCACGAGGGCCCCAAGAGUAACAACGCCCAAUAG